GUGCACAUGUGAAUGAAGAGGACUUCUUGUUGUUGGAGCUCUUGGACUGGUUUAAGAAUGACUUUUUUCAUUGGGUAAAUAAUCUUCCUUGCAGCAAGUGUGGUGGGCAGACAGAGCCUAAAAGUGACUACCUGUUGCCUACUGAUGAUGAUCUAAGGUGGAACGUCAGUCGAGUGGAAAAUCAUUACUGCAACCAGUGUCAGUUCUGUAAUAGAUUCCCAAGGUAUAAUAAUCCUGAAAAACUUCUGGAAACCAGAUGUGGACGCUGUGGCGAGUGGGCUAACUGUUUCACACUGUGUUGCAGAGCUGUAGGGUUUGAAGCUAGAUAUGUCUGGGACUGUACAGAUCAUGUGUGGACUGAAGUAUAUUCUUCAUCUCAGAAAAGAUGGCUUCACUGUGAUCCGUGUGAAAAUGUCUGUGAUAAACCUCUCCUCUAUGAAACUGGGUGGGGCAAGAAGCUCUCCUACAUAAUUGCAUUCUCCAAAGAUGAGGUUGUUGAUGUCACCUGGAGAUACAGCUGUAAGCAUGAAGAAGUACUCUCUAGAAGGACAGCACUCAGUGAAGCUACACUACGUGAAACAAUUAAUGCGCUAAAUAGAACGAGACAACGAUAUUUGUCAGAAAAUAGAAAAAGAGAGCUCUUGGAAAGAACAAUUGUGGAGCUUGUUGAAUUUAUUUCUCCUAAAACGCCUAAACCUGGAGAAUAUGGUGGAAGGACAUCAGGUUCAAUGGCUUGGCGAGUAGCCAGAGGUGAAGUUGGUCGAGAGAAAAGAGAAGAAGUAAUUUUUAUUCCCUCUGAAAAAGAGAAGACAUCGAAACUCUUCCACCUCAUCUACAAUAUAGUAGAAGAUAGUUAUACACGGAUUUCCAAUAAUAAUGAAAAAAUAACUGGCUGGGAAACAGGUGUUUGGAAGGCAGAGUCUAUUUGGAGAAAGGUUGAAACAGACUGGAAAAUGGUUUAUUUAGCUCGAAAAGAGGGGUCAUCCUCUGCUUACAUCAGCUGGAAGUUUGAGUGCAAGUCAGUCAGUCUAAAAAUAGAUAACAUUUCAGUUAGGACAAGCAGUCAGACAUUUCAGAGUGGAAGAAUAAAGUGGAGACUUUGCUCUCCAACAGCAGAAAUUGCUCUGAUAGGAGAUAAAAAUCUUUGCUCCUAUUCAGAUUUUUCUGGUGCAACAGAAGUUAUGUUGGAAGCAACUCUAAGUGGAGGGGAUGGUGAAGCUGCAUGGCAACACACACAGCUGUUUAGAGAGAGCUUAACAGGAUGUGGAGAAAAUUGCUUGGAGAUAAUUAUAAAACUCAGCGACCUCUGA
This is a messenger RNA of Phaethon lepturus (White-tailed tropicbird), 1310 nucleotides long. It is a transcript of the gene NGLY1, whose product is annotated as N-glycanase 1. The transcript has 8 exons. The record is from RefSeq and is a predicted model, not a curated record. Lineage: Eukaryota; Metazoa; Chordata; Aves; Phaethontiformes; Phaethontidae. The annotation marks the transcript as partial. Gene Ontology annotation, molecular function: peptide-N4-(N-acetyl-beta-glucosaminyl)asparagine amidase activity. Gene Ontology annotation, biological process: glycoprotein catabolic process; protein deglycosylation; protein quality control for misfolded or incompletely synthesized proteins. Gene Ontology annotation, cellular component: cytosol; cytoplasm; nucleus.